Molecule: messenger RNA, 5358 nt
Organism: Cadophora gregata
Lineage: Eukaryota; Fungi; Ascomycota; Leotiomycetes; Helotiales; Ploettnerulaceae
Exons: 2
Coding region: 1-5358 (1785 amino acids)
Biological process (GO): fatty acid biosynthetic process; secondary metabolite biosynthetic process
Molecular function (GO): 3-oxoacyl-[acyl-carrier-protein] synthase activity; phosphopantetheine binding; fatty acid synthase activity
Source: RefSeq, a predicted model, not a curated record
AUGGCUCCGUACAUGGGCUGGCCGCCUUCAUCAGGGGUCCUGACGCCGAACACCGAGCCUACCACUCCACGAGCUGAGCAUGCAGAGCCCAUACACAACAAUUAUACCUCGGAGGACAUAGCAGUCGUGGGUAUGGCCUGCCAUUUGGCAGGAAACAACAAUAGUCCUGAAGAUCUCUGGAAAUACAUCCUCGAGCAAAAAGUUGCAUCGGGUGAGAUCCCUCCACUUCGGUGGGAGGCAUAUUCCAGACGAGACCCAAGGAAUGCCAAGAUUCUCAAGGAUACAACAUCCAAAGGAUACUUCCUCCAGAACAUUGAAGACUUCGAUUGCAGCUUUUUCGGUAUCUCACCAAAGGAAGCGCUUUUGAUGGACCCACAGCAGCGAAUCUCCCUCGAAGUAGCAUGGGAAGCUCUUGAGGAUGCAGGCAUCCCGCCUCAAAGUUUAGCAGGGUCCAACACAGCCUGUUUCAUGGGCAUCAACAGUGACGACUACGCCAAGCUCCUGUUGGAAGAUCUUCCAGGUGUUGAAGCCUGGAUGGGAAUCGGCACGGCGUAUUGCGGGGUUCCGAAUCGAAUAUCAUACUUGUUGGAUCUGAGAGGUCCUUCGACGGCUGUUGAUGCUGCUUGUGCUUCUUCUCUUGUGGCUAUACACCAUGGAAGGCAGUCCCUACUAGCUGGCGAGACUGACCUCGCUAUCGUUGGUGGAGUCAAUGCCAUGUGUGGCCCAGGACUUACACGAGUCCUCGACAAAGCCGGUGCUAUCUCCAAAGAUGGUACAUGCAGAUCUUUUGAUCAUGAAGCCAAUGGGUACGGACGAGGUGAAGGUGCUGCUAUUGUCAUCUUGAAGAGACUAAACGAUGCUCUCCGAGACAGCGACAACGUCUUAGCAGUCCUCAAAGGGUCUGCCGUCGGGCAAGAUGGCCGCACAAAUGGGAUCAUGGCGCCAAAUGGCGUGGCCCAAGAAGCUGUGGCUCGUACUGCUCUCGGAAAGAUCAAUCCCCUCGGUAUCCAAUAUGUCGAAGCUCACGCCACAUCAACAUCUGUUGGUGACCCGGUCGAGAUCACAGCCAUGUCAAACUUGUAUGGCAAGAAUAGAUCAACGGAAGCUCCUUGCUACAUUGGCAGCGUAAAGCCCAACGUUGGCCAUUUAGAAGCUGGUGCUGGUGGUGUCGGCUUCAUCAAAGCCGUUCUCGCCCUCCGACAUGGUGUUAUCCCCCCUCAAGCAAAUUUGAAAAGUCUCAACCAUAAGAUCGACUGGGCAAAUGCUGGUAUCAAGGUCCCUCAGGAGAUCAUCGCAUGGCCAUCAGUUGAAGGGACAAAGAGAGCCGCCAUCUGCUCGUACGGCUACGGAGGGACUGUCUCCCAUGCCGUCAUCGAGCAAGCUCCACCUGUCAUGCGAAUGAAGUCCGCAUACAGACAACAUGACGAACCAACCAUCCUCCUUCUGAGCUCGACACACGAGAAGCGAAUUCCGAAAUAUGCCAGCGCUCUCCAAGUAUGGAUGACCGGAAAUGGUGCAGACAUCUCUUCCGCUUCAAUUGGAGCCACCCUAGCGGCACGUCGUGGCCACCACGACUUCAGAACUGCAAUCAUAAGUCAAACUCGCCAAGAUACCACUGAGCUUCUGAGCUCAUAUGCUGCCGGUACCAAAAGCAAUCAACUCAUUACAAGUCGAGUCAUGGAUAAAGAUGACACACGAGUAGUCUGGAUGUUCUCGGGCCAUGGCGCACAAUGGGCAGACAUGGGUAAAGAGCUCCUUGCGAACGAACCUGUCUUCCGCAGCGUCAUCGAAGAUCUCGGACCAAGAAUCCAGUCAGAGGCAGGUUUCUGCCCCAUUCAAGCUCUGAGCACAGGCGAUAUCGCGAGCACCGACAAGGUUCAAGUCUUGACUUAUGCCGUGCAAGUUGCUCUUGCUUCCUUCCUGGAGUCUAAGGGUGCAAAGCCAGAUGCGAUCAUCGGUCAUUCAGUUGGCGAGAUUGCUGCAGCCGUAGUGGCAGAAGCCCUUACUCCCGAUGAAGGCGCGACUAUAGUGUGUAGAAGAGCCAUGCUUUACCGACAGGUCAUGGGACAGGGAGCAAUGUGUCUUGUCAAUCUGCCAAUUUGCCAAACCUCGCAGAUACUCGAGGGUCGACUUGAUAUCUGGCCUGCGAUCGACUCUUCUCCAAACUCGUGUGUCAUAGCUGGAUCGGUGGCAGCUGUCAAGGAUUUCUCGGUAAUUUGCGAAAAGGAGAAGAUCAAGAUCUUUCAGGUCAACUCUGAUGUUGCAUUCCAUACUCCACUGCUCAAUCUACUGGCUGAGCCUCUCCUGGACGCGUUGAGAGAUAUUACCCCCAAGGCGCCAUCCAUUCCUCUGUACUCGACAGCCACUAAAGAUCCACGAGAGCAGGCUCCGAGAGACGGUUGUUAUUGGCUUCAAAACACACUCUCUCCCGUAUUGUUGAAGUCUGCUGUCCGAGCUGCAGUGGAUGACGGCUACCGAAUCUUCAUGGAAGUCUCAAGCCACCCCGUCAUCUCGCACUCAAUCAACGAGACAGUCAUGGACAUGAACAUCGAAGAGUAUCUCGUGACACCAACUCUCCUUCGCGGCAAACCAGCUCGACUUUGCCUAGCAAAAGCUCUUGCGGCACUCUGGAGCAAAGGUGUGUCCAUUGAUUGGAAAGCCUACUUCAGCGGAGUCGAGUGGGCGAAAGACGUCCCCAAAACACAGUGGCAACAUACAUCAUACUGGAAAAAAGUCGACGCUGGAACGGGAUCAUCUAGCCAAGUUCAUGAUGUUGAUAGUCACAGCCUCGUCGGUCAAUGCAUUCCUGUGGCGGGAGAAUCCAAAACCAUCUUCACGACGAAACUUGAUGAAGAGACAAAGCCAUUUCCUGGAAAGCAUCCUUUACACGGCACUGAGAUCGUUCCCGCAGCUGUGCUGUUCAACACCUUUUUGGCUGCCACCGGAUCUCGAACGCUGAGUAAUAUCCACCUGAGAGUACCUGUUGCAAUCAGUGCUCGAAGGGAUGUGGAAAUAAUUGUUGAUGGAGAUUCUGCUCGCAUUAUGUCCAGACUCAUCCCAAAUAGCACCGAGAAGGUGGAUAGCGAUGUCGGCUCGUCUUGGCUGACACACACCACUGCAAACACAAAGUCUGAUGGAGCCAUAGAAGGCGGAUACCUCGACAUCUCAGACAUUGAGUCUCGAAUCAAAGCAGAACUCAGGCCUUCAUUCACAAUUGACUACCUCCUCAAUGUUGGCGUCCCAGAGAUGGGCUUUCCCUGGAAAGUAACUCGACACCUCGGAAACACAGAAGAAAUGCUUGCUCGAGUCGACGUCUGCCCAAGCAUCAAAGAUGAGGAUGCCUUUCUAUGGAACUCGAGCUCAUGGGCCCCAGUCUUCGAUGCAGCAACCUCGAUUGGCUCAACUAUCUUCUUCGAGACACCUCGUCUUCGCAUGCCAGCUCAAGUCGAUGAAGUGACCGUCUUCCAAGAUGCUACACCUCCCAAAAUUGCGUUCAUCUAUGUCCAGAGAUCGAAGACCGACCUCGCAUCGGAUGUCAUAGUUUCAGCUGAAGACGGUCGCAUUCUGGCUAAGUUCACGACAAUGAGAUUUGCCGAGAUUGAGGGCACGGUAGGAAGUGGUGGCAGAUUCGACGAACUCAUCCACAGUGUCGCUUGGGUUCCUGCUCGGUUGGCCGAAACAGCCCUCCCUCUAAACCGAGUCGUAAUUGUUAGGCCAGAAGAAGACCACCUCGUGAAGAAGUAUAUGCGUCAACUCUCCAAGCGAAAAACUGCAGCAGUUUGUACCACCGUUGAAAAGCUUGAAGCCCAACUGUCCGACGUUGAGUCUAGCGGCACUGUCGUUGUCUACGUCCCUGGAUCCACGGGUGAAAUUCAGAACAUCCAAAAGACUGCCGAGAAGUCUUGUUUCGAGCUCCUCUCCAUAGUCAAGCUUAUCGCAGGCAAAAACCUCCCAGUCAAGAUCUUCACCAUCACAUCAGGGGCUCUCCGCGGUGAAACAACAGCAGCGCUCUCCUUUUCUCCUCUCAUAGGACUAAGCCGCAUCAUCGCAUCCGAACAGCCAGACAUCUGGGGCGCAUUGAUCGACGCCGAUUCCCCCACCUUUCCCUUCCAAGCAGUACGAUACAUUUCCAGCGCAGACGUGAUUCGCAUUGAAGACUCUGUUGCAAAGGUAGCCAGACUUCGACCACUUGCAAAGACGAUAGCUCGUGCCUCUCAAGGAUUUACCCCCAGGCCAGAAGGCACGUAUCUCAUCUCCGGUGGGCUUGGAUCUCUUGGUCUGGAAGUCGCCACACAUUUGGCUGAGCAGGGAGCUCGACGAAUUGUCCUGCUGUCUAGACGUUCUCUGCCUCCUCGGAAAGACUGGGAUACUUUGACUGGGACACUGGGCGAUGUAGUCUUGAAGAUCAAAGCCCUAGAAGAAGUGGGAGCAAGUGUCCACGUUCUAGCAAUCGACAUCAGUUCCCCAGCCGCCAACUCCGAACUCGCUGCAAAACUCGACGUGCUAAACCUCCCACCAGUUCGAGGCGUCGUCCACGCGGCCGGUAUCGUCGAAGACCAACUCGUGCUCUCCACUACUGAGAAAUCAUUCUCUCGAGUUCUCGCUCCAAAGAUCGAUGGUGCGCUCGCACUGCACACACUCUUCCCACCCAAGACCUCCGGACUUGAUUUCUUCAUCCUAUUCUCCUCCUGCGGUCAGCUCUUCGGGUUCCCAGGACAAGCAUCCUACGCCUCUGGUAAUGCGUUCCUAGAUUCUCUCGCUGAGCAUCGUCGUCUUCAGGGCGACAAUGCGGUUGCAUUCCAGUGGACUAGUUGGAAGGGCGUGGGUGGGAUGGGCGAUAAUGAGUUUGUCGAGGCCGAGGUCGAGAGCCGUGGCUUCACGAGUGUGAGUCGGGAAGAAGCGUUUGCUGCUUGGGACGAGGUUGCAAAGAGGGACGUAAGUCAGGCGGUGGUGCUGAGGAGUCGGGUUCUGGAAGCACAUGAGCCACUGCCGUGCGUGAUUCUGGAGGAUAUUGCCAUCAGAAAGACAUCUGCGAAUACAUCACUUGCGCAGAACUCGACUGCCGAGGCAGAUAAUUCCAUGGCUGCGGGGGCAUCAUCCGUUCCCAAAGGUCCGGAACGGAUUCUAUUUCUCACGGAGAAGAUUUCUGGAUGUGUUGCUGCGGUUCUGCAACUUGCAAGUGCUGAAGAUGUGGAUCCAAAGGCUGCACUGGCAGAUCUGGGAAUGGAUUCUGUGAUGACAGUUGCUUUUAGGAAGAUCCUCCAGCAAGAGUUGAAGGUCAAGGUUCCACCGACUCUGGUAUGGGGACAUCCCACUGUUAGUCAUUUGGUGAAAUGGUUUGAUGGACAGAUUGCAUGA